AUGGCACGUAAGAUGCUGCCAGCUGCCAGUUGCUUUGUGAAGGCUAUGUUCCGACCUACUAUUUUCAGCCAUUCUUGGGAGAUUUUACCUGGCCAUGAGAUCUCACUGAAGAGCUUCUCACUCAAGUGCAAGGUUCCUCCAUCAGCCAAGUAUGGUGGACGGCACACUGUGACUAUGAUUCCUGGGGAUGGCAUCGGGCCUGAGCUCAUGCUGCAAGUCAAGACUGUGUUCAGAUAUGCCUGUGUGCCUGUGGACUUUGAGGUGGUGCAGAUUAACUCCACUUCUUGCGAAGAGGACUUUCAAUAUGCCAUCAUGUCAGUUCGCCGGAACCGUGUGGCCUUGAAGGGCAACAUUGAAACUAAUCACAACCUGCCACCAUGUCACAGAUCCCGCAGCAGCAUGUUGCGCACCAUUCUGGAUCUCUACGCUCAUGUCAUCCACUUUCAGAGUCUGCCAGGUGUGAGGACCCGGCACGGUAACAUAGAUAUCAUCGUUAUCCGGGAAAACACGGAGGGUGAAUACAGCAACCUGGAAUACGAGAGCGUGAAAGGAGUGAUAGAGAGCUUGAAGAUCAUUACUAAGGCCAAAUCUUUGCGCAUUGCUGAAUAUGCCUUCCAGCUGGCCCAGGAGAUGGGGCGCAAGAAAGUGACAGCUUUGCACAAGGCCAACAUCAUGAAAAUGGGAGAUGGUCUGUUCCUCCAGUGCUGUAGGGAAGUGGCAUCCCGUUAUCCUCAGAUCACCUUUGAAGAUAUGGUUGUGGAUAACGCCACCAUGCAGCUGGUAUCCCAGCCCCAACAAUUUGAUGUCAUGGUGAUGCCCAAUCUUUAUGGCAACAUUGUCAACAGUAUCUGCACAGGAUUGGUCGGAGGACCAGGCAUUGUGCCUGGGGCCAGCUAUGGCCCCAUAUACGCAGUGUUCGAAGCAGCUGCAAAGCAGUACGACAGGGAUAUAGUCAAUAAGAAUAUGGCCAACCCGACCGCCAUGCUGCUGGCAAGUUGUAUUUUGCUGGAUUACCUUAAGCUCCCCUCCUAUGCCACCACCAUUCGUACUGCAGUCUUGGCAUCUUUGAAGGACAAAAAUGUCCGUACUCCAGACAUUGGAGGCCAGGGUACCACAAUGGAUGUCAUUAAUAAUGCCAUAAACCACAUCAGUGCUAUCGAUUAA
This is a messenger RNA of Hipposideros armiger (great roundleaf bat), 1164 nucleotides long. RefSeq names its product isocitrate dehydrogenase [NAD] subunit gamma, mitochondrial-like. The transcript has a single exon. The record is from RefSeq and is a predicted model, not a curated record. The coding region runs from base 1 to 1164 and encodes 387 amino acids. Gene Ontology annotation, cellular component: mitochondrion. NCBI's taxonomy places the organism in Eukaryota, Metazoa, Chordata, Mammalia, Chiroptera, Hipposideridae. Gene Ontology annotation, biological process: isocitrate metabolic process; tricarboxylic acid cycle.